UUCUUGACAUUGAUCACCACCACCACCACCACCACCUCACCAACACGCCUGACUUGCCCAGUAUGGCAAGGGGAAAGAGCAGCGGUAGCGGCGGUAGCGGUAGCGGCGGCGGCGGCGACAAUCAUUCGCCUCGCAACGCUCAAAUGGAAAGCAUCCGCUCGCACACGCGCCUGCCCACCUCUCUUCAACAAUCAGCUCCACUGCAAGGCGUUCGCCCACCCAAAUCCCUCUCCCUCUCCUCCAUCCCAGACAAGAAGCUUCGAUCCAACCUAAGUCGCGACGCCCUUUCCACUCUACGCGCACGUUCCCAUGCGACUCAAGCGGACACGUACCUCUACCAAGGUCCCGUAGGCGAAGAGGCCGGGCAGCUAGAAGCGGAGGGGGAGAUGGAGCGAACUGCCCGUCUUACCCAGGGGGAAAUCAAAGAUGCCGUUGGUCUCGAAGCGGCUAGUAAGUCCUUCUCCCUCGACCUUUCAGGCGGGAGAGGCGGGGUGGGAUUGGGACCUUAUCGCUCUGCCUACUCUCCGAAUGGACGUCAACUCCUCCUCGCGGGAAGGGCGGGGCAUUUAGCUUCGUUCGAUUGGCAGGCGGGGAAGCUCAAUUGUGAGAUUCAGGUCAAGGAGACGGUCCGGGACGCUACUUGGUUGCACAACUCCUCUUUCUUCGCUGCGGCGCAGAAGAAGCAUGUGUUCAUCUACGAUUCAGCAGGGGCGGAGGUACAUCGUCUUAAGGAGCAUGUGGAUGUCCAUCGAUUGGAGUUCCUACGUUACCACUUUUUGCUGUGUAGCGUUGGAGGUGGGGGAUGGUUGAAGUAUCACGAUACGAGCACGGGACAGAUGGUGGCGCAACAUCGUACCAAGUUGGGGGCGUGCGAUACCCUAGCGCAGAACCCGCUCACUGCGGUGCUUCACCUCGGACAUGGGAAUGGGACUGUCACUCUUUGGACGCCCAACUUGCCGCAGCCUGCGUUGAGCUUGUUGGCCCAUCGCGGGCCUGUGAGCGGGGUGAGCGUCUCCCCGCGCGAUGGGGGCAGGGAGAUGGCUACGAGCGGCAUGGAGGGUGGGAUCAAGGUGUGGGACUGCAGACUGCUGGGACGCGGCCCAGUGAGGGAAUGGGUGUCUCGCAAGCCGGCAAACGAGGUUCAAUACUCCCAACGUGGUCUACUCGCUACAGCUUGGGGAACACACGUAAGCAUAUACGACACAAAGGCCCCCCUCUCCUCACGCGCUCCACCUGGACCCUACAUGACGAACAAUUUCCCUCAAUCUUCCCCCGUCAGCCUGGCCUUCUGUCCAUUCGAGGACGUCCUUGGCGUAGGGCAUUCCCGCGGAUUUGACUCCCUGCUUGUCCCAGGGGCGGGUGAGCCUCGAUUCGAUUCGAUGGAGCUUGAUCCCUUUGAGGGCAGGACGGCGAGGAGGGAGCGCGAGGUGCGCGGCUUGCUGGACAAGAUUCGGCCGGAUAUGAUAAGUGUGGACCCUUCGUUCUUGGGGCAGGUGAGGGAGGAUGCAACGAAGGGGGGAGCACCGCGAGAGGAGGCUGGACCCUCGGGACUGGCGAGGGCGCAGGAUGGUACCCCCUAUGCUAGGUUGGGCAGGCUGGAGCGCCUCCGUCUAGAGGGCAAGGCAGCCAAUGACGGCAGUGAUAGCGAUGAGGAGGACAAUCACGACGAGGACUCGAACGCCGCCAACGUCGCCAUCCCCUCAUCUGGCCCGCCUCCCCCGCAAAAGGAGCGCAAGAAGGCCCGCGGGAAGAACACAUCUAUGAAGCGCUACCUUCGCAAGAAGCGAGGAAAUGUCGUCGAUCAGGCGAGCAUGCAGGUACAGGCUAAACUGCAAAGAGCGCGCGAGGAGCACGAGGAGCGCAGGGAGAGGAAGGAGAGGAUGGCGCGCGGUGAGGGGGAGGAGCAGCGCGAGCCGAGUGCGUUGGAUGUUUUUGCAGUGCAGAAGAAGGGGAGGAGAAGGAGGUGAGGUGUGGAAGUGGGCCAGACUGUGGCGACGUUGAUCGAUUGUGAGCGCAUGCGUGUACAAUAGCAUUCUAAUCAGAUUGGCCUGGCGUCGAGCCUUGCCUCGCCUUCUUGGCUCGUC
This is a messenger RNA of Jaminaea rosea, 2084 nucleotides long. Its product is annotated as BING4CT-domain-containing protein. Gene Ontology annotation, molecular function: protein binding. Gene Ontology annotation, cellular component: nucleolus; 90S preribosome; small-subunit processome. The coding region runs from base 63 to 1967 and encodes 634 amino acids. Lineage: Eukaryota; Fungi; Basidiomycota; Exobasidiomycetes; Microstromatales. The transcript has a single exon. The record is from RefSeq and is a predicted model, not a curated record. Gene Ontology annotation, biological process: maturation of SSU-rRNA from tricistronic rRNA transcript (SSU-rRNA, 5.8S rRNA, LSU-rRNA).